Parnassius apollo (apollo) is the source of this 396-nucleotide messenger RNA. The record is from the annotation of a GenBank genome assembly. NCBI's taxonomy places the organism in Eukaryota, Metazoa, Arthropoda, Insecta, Lepidoptera, Papilionidae.
AUGUUUGUCCCACUGGCUGUUAUUCUGAUAAGAAAAGGAGUGUAUGAAAUGUCCAGUUUGUUGUUCAACUUGUAUAAGCGGGUUAUGCAUGUCAUGCAAUGCAAAUUGGUAACUAAACAAAAAGGUGCGUCUCAGAAUACAGUCGAGGUUUCUACUUGGAUGCGGGCAGAUACGCGCGUACGCGUUGCAUUCACGGUUGUUCAGAAUGCGUUUCAAGACUUAACUAAAUUGCUUGUACCGGCUCGUUACGACUCCAGUCCGGCGCUUGCAGGACCUUAUGUGCUGAUGGAUACUACGCGGAUUGCGGCACUUAUUCGAAGUGCUACUUAUCAUGUCGGACGUGCAUCGGACCGCGUCAGGAUCAAUGUGCCUCGUGUCCUUCUGGCUGGAGGUUGA